Sclerotinia trifoliorum is the source of this 2479-nucleotide messenger RNA. NCBI's taxonomy places the organism in Eukaryota, Fungi, Ascomycota, Leotiomycetes, Helotiales, Sclerotiniaceae. The record is from the annotation of a GenBank genome assembly.
UCCCCGCAAAGCCUUAUUAAGUUAUGAAACAUAUUUAAAUUAUCACUGCUUCACUAUGUGAUCAUCCGCUAUCAAUGCCCGUAACUAUGGGUCAUAGGUUAAAAGAGACCACCAUUUGUAAUUUCAACAGAGGUUCAGGACAUUUAGAGCAAUAUGACUCUAAAGAUGAAUAUUUAUACAUUUAUCUUAUCAGUUCCUGAAAUUAUUUUGUGUUCUCUAUAUCUAUAUUUCAUUGUAUCAACGAGAUGAUGCUUCAUUCUACCUUUAUCAGUGCCUUCACGGCAAUAUUACUCUUACCUUGGUUAUCCAUUUCCGCACCAACUGUAAACCGGGCAACAACUCCUAGAUAUGUCUUUGCUCAUUUCAUGGUAAGCAUUUUCCAAUCGUGGUCCGAGGCUCAUAUUAACAUGUUCUGAAUAGGUCGGAAUUGUUGAGAACUAUACACUUUCAGACUGGAAAAUGGAUAUGGCAUAUGCACAAGAAAUUGGUAUCGACGCAUUCGCAUUAAACUGUGCAAGCAUCGAUAGCUAUACUCCCACUCAACUUGCACUUGCAUAUCAAGCAGCCAACGAAACUGGAUUUCAUGUCUUUAUAUCAUUCGACUUUGCGUAUUGGAAUAAUGGGAACACCAACAACAUUACAGAUUAUAUGAAUAAAUAUGCAUCUCAUCCAGGACAGAUGCAAUAUAAUGGAGGAGCUGUUGUCAGUACCUUUGUGGGUGACAGUUUCAAUUGGGCACCAGUCAAAGCUGGAACAAAUCAUUCAAUUUUCGCUAUUCCUAUGAUGCAAGAUCCGAUUGAGGCAACUUAUCAACCAACAUCAUUUGAUGGUGCAUUCUCUUGGUUAGCAUGGCCUACAGAUGGUGGAAAUAGUAUUAUACCAGGUCCUAUGACAACUGUAUGGGAUGAUAAAUUCUUUUUAUAUCUUGCUGGAAAGCCUUACAUGGCUCGUAAGUUGCCAUCACUUAAGAGGAAGAAUGCUGUUAACUCUUCUGUAGCUGUUUCACCAUGGUUCUCUACACAUUUCAAUUCCAAGAAUUGGGUUUUCAUCUCCGAAGAACUCAUUACUGAUCGAUGGAAUCAAAUGUUAAAGUUACAACCUGCACUUAUCGAAAUCAUAUCUUGGAAUGGUAAGCAUGGAUGGGACAUCUUAGGGAACUAAGCUCAUGUAUAUCAUAGAUUUCGGAGAAUCUCACUAUAUAUCUCCAGCGGAACCAAAUCACAAAGAUGACGGUUCUUCGCAAUGGGCUGAUGGUUUCCCUCACGAUGGUUGGCGUAUCAUCUCGAAACCAUAUAUCGCUGCAUAUAAAGCUGGCGCAAGUUCACCGACUGUCACACAAGAUCAACUCGUAUAUUGGUAUCGACCAACACCUAAAGGAAUCACCUGCACGAAUGAUACCCUUGGACCUCCAAAUGGUCGUGAAAUGCUCGCUGAUGACAUAUUCGUUACCACGCUUUUAACAAGUCCAGCAACUUUAAUCGUGAGCAGCGGGGAAAAUACACCAGUUUCCAUCAAUGUACCCGCUGGUAUUGUUACCACGAAUUUUACCAUGGGUGUGGGAAAUCAAUAUUUUCAGGUUACAAGAAAUGGUAAACCAAUCUUGAAUGGAUAUGGUGGUUUGGAUAUUGCAGAUACUUGUGAGAAGUAUAACUUCAAUGCAUACGUUGGAUCUUUGAAUGGGACUAGUAAUGCUGGACCACCACCACCAGGUACAACGACAUCGACAAGUACUUUAUCAACUUCUACUUCCACUUCCAGUGCUUCAAGUACCACAUCAACUUCAACCACAACAUCACCAACUACAUCUCCAACUACAUCACCAACUACAUCACCAACUACAUCUCCAACUACAUCUCCAACUACAUCUCCAAUAACCACCACUACUUCCACUUCCACUUCCACUUCCACUUCCACUUCCUUCCUUCCUUCCACUUCCACUUCCUUCCACUUCCUUCCACUUCCACUUCCACUUCCACUUCCACUUCCACUUCCACUUCCACUUCCACUUCCACUUCCUCUCCUUCCUCACCUUCUCCUUCUACAGUCUGCACCUCAGGCUCGGGUCCAGGAAAUUACAUUGGUCUCUGUCAAUUCUGCUGCAAGUACGGCUACUGUCCUCCAGGUCCAUGUACAUGUCUAUCAUAUGGCGCUCAGAUUCCUCCACCCCCCAUUACAAAUCAAACAGGGUAUCCUUUAUCAGGAGAAGAUGAUAGUUAUCUGGGAUUAUGUAGUUAUAGUUGUAAUCAUGGAUAUUGUCCACCGACUGCUUGUCGGUUGGGUUAAUGUGGGAGGGUAAGAGCUGAAGAGUUAUGACUUGGAGAAUAUUGGGAAGAUGUGGUGGUGGGUGUUUUGAUGGAAUGAGGAGGUAACAAGGUAACAAGGUGAAGAUUUGGAUUUUUCUUUUUAAUAUAAUCUAGUUCUUUAAGUGUCGUAUAAUUAGUUCAUGUUUGAAUUCUUUUUACCUGAUCAGUGGCCAAUC